This is a messenger RNA of Erpetoichthys calabaricus (reedfish), 1898 nucleotides long. RefSeq names its product small ArfGAP2 (gene smap2). Gene Ontology annotation, molecular function: metal ion binding; GTPase activator activity. The transcript has 10 exons. The coding region runs from base 360 to 1658 and encodes 432 amino acids. The record is from RefSeq and is a predicted model, not a curated record. NCBI's taxonomy places the organism in Eukaryota, Metazoa, Chordata, Cladistia, Polypteriformes, Polypteridae.
AUAACUGGAGCUUUGCCACUGAAGCGGAAACCGGAUGUGGCGACAAAAAGUCGUUGUCGUGACGUGACUUGUAGGACGCUGUCUGCCACUAGUGUGGGGUUGGCGGAACUGUGCGGGGCAGUAACUGGGCAUCCCGGUUUUCGAGUGAAAGAACAGGGACCAAAGGCAUAUCGGUACUGGUGUCGUUUAGACUACGCAGAGGGGAUUAUUGGAACGCUUCUUGUAUGAGUAAAACACUUCCUAUUUGCAAUAAAAAGAGGAAGGAAGCCAUUUUCCUGACAAGAUACUCAGUGGGUUGCGGAAGUAAAUAGCUUAUUCGAACACUUCGAAAAGAGGGACAACUUUGUUUGGCACGAAACAUGACGGGUAAAUCCGUAAAAGAUGUUGACAGAUACCAGGCGGAGCUGACCGCCCUGCUGCUGGAGGAGGAGAACAAAUUCUGCGCUGAUUGUCAGGCGAAAGGUCCAAGAUGGGCAUCAUGGAAUAUUGGAGUUUUUCUCUGUAUUCGCUGUGCGGGUAUCCACAGAAAUCUUGGAGUCCAUAUUUCGAGAGUUAAGUCUGUCAAUUUGGAUCAGUGGACAGAAGAGCAAAUACAGUGUAUUCAGGAAAUGGGAAAUGCUAAAGCAAACCGAUUAUAUGAGGGGCACCUGCCAGACAGCUUCAGAAGACCACAAACAGAUCAAGCUAUUGAAAGUUUUAUCAGAGAUAAGUAUGAGAAGAAAAAAUACUUUGAUAGAAGUAUUGAUAUCAAUGCCUUCAGGAAAGAAAGAGGUUGCUUAUGGAAGAAGGAGAAUGAACCUAACAAAGAGAAAAAACAGGAGCCUGUGAUUUUUGAAAAGGUUAAGCUGAAAAGGGAUGAGUCCCAGCAAUUCAAAACCAGCCCACCAAAAUCUUCUCCGCCUGUGAUUGAUCUUUUGGGUCUUGAUGCUCCAGCUUCAGAAAAGAAGGUAACAAGUGGGAGUAUUAGCAGUGAUCUUGGCAAUAACUUGGACUUCUUUACAACAAUGACAGUACAGAAUACAGACACCAGUCAACCAAUUGGAAGCACCUUGCCAACAAGUAGUACUACCAGUUCUAUAGCAGAAAACUUGAACCUGUUUGCCGAUCCUGGAAUAAAAUCUGAAGAUUCAAGCAAAAAACAGCUCUCAAAGGACUCAAUUUUGUCACUUUAUGGCUCUCAGGCAACGCACAUUCCAGCAGUUCCUGCUCAAGGCAGUGUGUAUAUGGCCCCUGCUCAGAUUGGUUACCCAGCUGGCUACAGUCAAUAUCCAACUUUAGCCACUACAGGAGCCAUGAUUGGGGGAAUGAUGGCGCCACCAGUUGGUAUGAUGCCUCACACAGCCACUCCUGCGAUCGUCAAUCAAAUUCCCAUGCCACCCCCUGGUUAUAUGGGUAGUAUGCAGACUGCAGUCAUGAGUAUCCCUAAUGGCAUUAUGACGUCUCCAUCAGGAAUGAUGGGAGGACUAACUGCUGUUCCACAGCCCAUUUAUGGUGUUCAUCAGGCUCAGCAGCUCCAAUGGAAUAUAACGCAGGUGACUCAACAAAUGGCUGGAAUAAACUUUUAUGGCACUGGCAACGUGAUGGGUUACAGCCAGCCCAUGGGUGGUGGAGCAGCACAAGGGACCAACCAAGUGCUUGGUACACACACGUGGAAAUGAUUAGCCCCUUGAUUGUAUGUAUCUUUCAUUGCUCUGGGCAUGUUGAAACCCAGUUACCAACUCAUAUGUGACUAACAAAUUAUGUAUUUGCCUUUCAAGAUCAUCUUGUUCAAAGAAGGGGAACAUAUCUAACCAGAAUUCACAAUGAUAUUUCCAAACAUGGCUUCUUGUCGCAGUUUGUUUGGGUACUGCUUCAGUUUGAGGUUUUUGUCAUGGGAAGUACCACUUAAAGCCAACACU